AUGACUACAGAUGGAAUUUUUACAGUAAAAUAUUUAUACUCAAAAGUGAUCAGUGAAGAUGGUGUAGAUAAUUUUCUACAUGAGUUUGUCUGGGUGCAUGGGAUUCCACCUAAGGUUAAUUUUUUUUUGUGGUGUGAUGUUCAUGGAAGAUUAAAUUCUCAAGACAGACUGCAAUACAAGGGAGUAGAUAUUGACAGUUCAUGCCGUUUAUGUGGAGACAGUACUGAAUCCCAAGAUCAUAUCUUAUUGCAUUGCAAAGUUGCGCAUAAGGUUUGGUCAUCUGUAACUCCUUCUGAUAAUUGGGCAUGGGCUGUUCCAGAUUCUUUCUACAAUUUGGCAAGUUGCUGGAAUAAUACUCCACUCUCUGGCAAUGCUAAGAUGGUAUGGAAGCUUCUACCUGUCGUAUGGGUUCUUUGGAAAGAGAGAAACUGCAGAGUUUUUGAAGAAAAUUACACAUACAAACUUGAUGAAGAAUUAUGUUGUGAUGCCAAAACUCUGGUUCUCACUUGGGCUGCUGCGUUUGGAAACACGGUGCAUUUAAACUUUGCUUACACAGUUAAAAACUGGAAUAUUGUUUUCUCUUAA
Molecule: messenger RNA, 585 nt
Organism: Papaver somniferum (opium poppy)
Lineage: Eukaryota; Viridiplantae; Streptophyta; Magnoliopsida; Ranunculales; Papaveraceae
Exons: 1
Coding region: 1-585 (194 amino acids)
Source: RefSeq, a predicted model, not a curated record